Molecule: messenger RNA, 867 nt
Organism: Knipowitschia caucasica
Lineage: Eukaryota; Metazoa; Chordata; Actinopteri; Gobiiformes; Gobiidae
Source: the annotation of a GenBank genome assembly
AUGGAGAUUUACGGUUUUAGCAGAGAACAAUCCACGUUUAAGCUCCAGGCUGAAGACACCAACUCUUCCUUGUUUCUUCCAUGUAGAUCUGACAAUGUGGUGAUGAGUGCGUGUGUUCUACAGGGUCUGUGGGACUUGGUCAGAUUGGGACAAGAGCGGCUUCUCGUGUCCCCGUACCUGCCCGCCUGCUGGGCCUUUCUCACCCACUUGUCCCUUUGCGCGCCUUUCUUCCUCCUGGACCUGCUGUCUCUAUCCAGCGCCCGAGUUCGCAGCUGGAGGCUCGGCGCACUCCCGGCCCCCGGCGUUCGUCACUGGCUAGAGUGUCUAAUGCGGCUGACGCGCAGGUACAUGGUGUGGGUGCUGCCAGUAACCGCGCUGCUGCAGUGGGCGCUCAGGGGCCCCGAGCUGCCCCACAAAGCCCCCUCCUGUGUCCGGCUGUGCGCGGAGGUUGGUGCGUGCUUCCUGCUCUUCGACGCGCUCUUCUUCGUCUGGCACUAUUCCAUGCACAGGUUCCCGUGGCUGUACCGUAACAUCCACCAGGAGCACCACACCAGUAAGGCGCUGGUGGCUUUAGCAGCGCAGGACUCCAGCGGGCCCGAGCUGCUGUCCCUGCUGCUCCUCGCCCUCCUCUGUGUUCGCCUCGUGGACUGCCACCCCCUCAGCGAGGCAAUGUUCCACCUGCUCAACAGCUGGGCAGCGGUGGAGGACCACUGCGGCUACGACCUGCCCUGGGGCCUGCACAGACUGUUCCCCGCCUUAGGCCUAGGUGGCGCUCCCUUUCACCAGGCCCACCACACCAAGCACAGCGGCAACUACGCGCCAUACUUCACCCACUGGGACCGGCUGUUUGGCACCUACAAGCACUGA